Molecule: messenger RNA, 2172 nt
Organism: Drosophila albomicans
Lineage: Eukaryota; Metazoa; Arthropoda; Insecta; Diptera; Drosophilidae
Gene: Pdi
Product: protein disulfide-isomerase
Exons: 2
Coding region: 156-1637 (493 amino acids)
Biological process (GO): protein folding; response to endoplasmic reticulum stress
Cellular component (GO): endoplasmic reticulum
Molecular function (GO): protein disulfide isomerase activity
Source: RefSeq, a predicted model, not a curated record
AUUUGGAUUUUAGCUCGCAACUCGUGCGGUGGACAACUUUCUUGAAGUUGUUCUAGUGUGUGUCUAGUAGUGUCAUUUACACCAACAAAUAAGCAUUUAUAUACUACAUAUACGCAGACACUGCCUGUUGUAUAUACACAUAUUAAGUGCCCGCGAUGAAAUUCCUAAUCUGUGCUCUGCUCGUCGCCGCGUCCUACGUGGCGGCCUCUGAAAUUAAACUGGAGGAGGGCGUCAUUGUGGCGACCGUGGACAACUUCAAACAAGUGAUUGCCGACAAUGAAUUUGUGCUCGUCGAAUUCUACGCUCCCUGGUGUGGACACUGCAAGGCUCUGGCACCCGAGUACGCCAAGGCCGCCCAACAGCUGGCUGAGAAGGAGUCUCCCAUCAAGCUUGCCAAGGUCGACGCCACCGUCGAGGGUGAAUUGGCCGAACAGUACCAGGUCCGUGGCUACCCCACACUGAAGUUCUUCCGCAGCGGAUCUCCCGUUGAGUACAAUGGUGGUCGCCAGGCUGCUGACAUUAUUUCGUGGGUGACCAAGAAGACUGGUCCACCAGCCAAGGAUUUGACCAGCGUUGAUGAUGCCGAGCAGUUCCUUAAGGACAACGAGAUUGCCAUCAUUGGUUUCUUCAAGGAUCUGGAAUCGGAGGAAGCUAAGGUCUUCACCAAGGCUGCCAACGCUUUGGAUUCGUUUGUCUUCGGUAUCAGCAGCAACGAUGAUGUGAUUGCCAAGUACGAGGCUAAGGACAAUGGUGUCGUUCUCUUCAAGCCCUUCGAUGAGAAGAAAUCCGUGUUCGAGGGUGAGCUCAACGAGGAGAACCUCAAGAAGUUCGCUCAGGUUCAAUCUCUGCCAUUGAUUGUUGACUUCAAUCACGAAUCCGCUGCCAAGAUCUUCGGUGGUUCUAUCAAGUCCCAUCUGCUGUUCUUCGUCUCCAAGGAGGCUGGACACAUUGAGGCCCAUGUUGAUCCCCUGAAGGAAAUCGCCAAGAAAUACCGUGAGGAUAUUCUGUUCGUGACCAUCUCGUCCGAUGAGGAGGAUCACACUCGCAUCUUUGAGUUCUUCGGCAUGAACAAGGAGGAGGUUCCAACCAUUCGUCUGAUCAAACUGGAGGAAGAUAUGGCCAAAUACAAGCCCGAGUCGAGCGAUCUGUCCGCCGAGACCAUCGAAGCCUUCUUGAAGAAGUUCUUGGACGGUAAACUGAAGCAGCAUCUGUUGUCGCAGGAACUGCCCGAGGAUUGGGAUAAGCAGCCCGUCAAGGUGCUCGUCUCCAGCAACUUCGAGGAGGUCGCUUUGGACAAGAGCAAGUCGGUGCUGGUUGAGUUCUAUGCUCCAUGGUGCGGACACUGCAAGCAGCUGGCGCCCAUCUACGAUCAGCUGGCCGAGAAGUACAAGGAUAACGCCGACAUUGUCAUUGCCAAGAUGGACUCCACCGCCAACGAGCUGGAGAACAUUAAGAUCUCAUCGUUCCCCACCAUCAAGUACUUCCGUAAGGAGGACAACAAGGUCAUCGACUUCAACCUGGACAGAACUCUGGAGGACUUCUCCAAGUUCCUCGAUGCCAACGGUGAGGUUGCCGAUGCCGAGCCCGCUGAGGAGAGCGAAGAGGAGGAGGCGGCGCCCAAGAAGGACGAGUUGUAAAUUAAGCCAACAACGUAAAAAAUCCAACAGCAACAACAGCAGCAGCAACACACUUACACUCACAAACAAAACAACAAACAAACAGCAACGUACAUUCUGUAGUUUAUUCUUGUGGUCUGCCAAGGAUCGAAUUCCAAUGAGUUUUUAUCAUUGCUCCCAGCUAUCCUUGACCACGUCGCUAAUUUCAAAUCCCCCCAAAAUAUGUUUGCCUCUAAUAAAUUACAUAAUUAUUUCUGUUGUGAUUGCAACGCAAUUUCCCGCAACAUUGAACACAAAAACGAAAACAAAAAAGCCAAAGGAGCAUCUUUCUGGCAGUGCCACGUUCGAUGGCCGAUGGUGUUUUUGUAUUUGGAUGUUUUUGAUGAUUGCGUAGCCUAGAAUUCAGUUUUAUUGAAGUGGUAACCGAAAAUUAAAAUCGAGAAAUUUAUUAAUAUGUAAUCUUUUUUUAAGUUUUCUAUUUGGAAUUUGUAGAAGCAUUGAGAAAGAACUGAUUAAGGACUUAACAAAUAAAGUUGGUAACAACAUUAAAAACAAA